Messenger RNA from Fomitiporia mediterranea MF3/22, 2011 nucleotides. RefSeq lists its product as uncharacterized. NCBI's taxonomy places the organism in Eukaryota, Fungi, Basidiomycota, Agaricomycetes, Hymenochaetales, Hymenochaetaceae. The record is from RefSeq and is a predicted model, not a curated record. Bases 35 to 1552 code for a protein of 505 amino acids. The transcript has 7 exons.
AUUCACGACGUCACUAACCCAGCCUGCUACGGCCAUGUUCGUUCCAAAGUGGCUGUCGAGGCUAGACAGCUCAAACGACCAAUACGAACUCUUACCGUCGAAUGGCGGCUCUGUCUCGCCCUUUAGACGCGUAGUGCACGGGACACCAACGCGUCGACGUCUCUUCCUCUCUUGCGCCCUCGCAAUACCUCUGCUUCUCGCUAUAAGCGUGUACUACAAUUUUUUCGAGCUGCGCGUGGCGUGGACAAACGUGACGGCAGGCACAGAUUCCGAAUCAAGCCCUGCUGAGUCGGUUCCACUAAACCCGCCCACGUACGACGAAUACUUCGAAAUUGAGCGCAAUUAUCCACAACACAAUGCUUCGUUACCGUUUCCCGAGGGGUGGAAUGGGCGGUUCAUGUGGGUCUCAAAUCAGCAUUUUGGCAUUGGCUGGAAUAACAUCUUCCAAAAUUUGAUCAUGCUGUCUCAUGUUGCUUAUCUUUCAAAUCGAGCCUUUGUAUUCGAACCCUACACAUGGGAUAAGAGACCUAAUCCCUUUACCCAAUGGAAUGGACAUGUCAUUCCUUCUCGGAUUCCUCUUGCAGCAUUAAUUGACGGCCCAAUUGCGGGAGCCAAGCCAUUUCCUCCAGACAAGACAAAUCCACGUUCCGUAAGCCAGGAAUUUUUCGAGAAAGUAUGUCCAGAAAGGCGACGGACGAAGUUGAACAUCCACGAGAUGAACGAGGGUCUGGAUGGCGUACCUGUUAUUGAGGUCGUUGAGAAAUAUGCGGCGAAGUUGAUGGAGAUGGCUGAGGGCUGUGUAGAGCUUUAUGGAACGACUGAACACCCCUUUGAUUGGAUGCACUUUGGUGUUCAAUCUAUGAUAGGAACCUGGCCUACGCUUUCCAAGAGUCCCGUAUUACGAGACUUCGAUUGGUCACCCUUGGCGCUUUCCGCUUUACGUUCCAACGCAGAGGGCAUCGAUCCGGUGCUCGCCGCUGAUCCUCUUCCAGAGCAUGUACCAGAGCUAAUGGCGAUUCACGUACGACGAGGUGACUACGAGCAACAUUGUCAGCAUCUCGCGAAUUGGUCUUCUACGUACAUGGGCUGGGCCCAAUUUCCGGGUUUGCCUGAUACGUUUACUCCACCUCCAGGAGGUGGAUGGGGUGAGAACACACCAGAGAACCGAGCGGAGUAUAUGCUUCAUUGUUAUCCCGACAUCCCGCGAAUAAUUCAACGUGUGAAGGAGGCGAAGAGUGAUUGGGAGGCGAGGGAUGAUAAGCCCGCGGACCAGCCGCCAUUGAGGAGGUUAUACGUCUUGACGAAUGGGGAACGUGGAUGGGUCAAAGAAUUGGAACAGGCGUUAAUGGAGACGGGAGAUUUUGAUAGUGUGUCGACGAGUCGAGAUAUGACGUAUACCCAUGAGCAGAAAUAUAUUGCUCAAGCGAUUGAUAUGGCUAUUGCCCAACGAGCAGGACUUUUCAUGGGUACAGGUUUCUCGAGUAUGACCGCGAACAUUGUUCUCUUGCGUAGGAUAAAAGACCACCCGCUGGUCAGCAACCGUUUCUGGUAGCAUACAGCUUAGCCUCUACCAGCUCGUUUUCUUGAUUACCUUUCUUGCACGACGCUUCCCACCCUUUGAGUGGUUCGACUCACCCGAAUCAAAAUGCCCUAGAACAGCACACCGAACAUGCUGUCUUCACCUUCGACUUCGAUUUCAACUCCGAUCUUAUACUCUUGAUCUAUGGAUCUAUCUAUCUAUCUCGUCGCUGACAAUAUUUGUUUUCUGCGUGUUUGUUUUCCUUUUCCUUUUGGAUAAACUUGGUGUAUACCGUGGAUACUGUUGCUGUUCUCAUUCCUUGUCUCCAUCUAUUCUAUCUGUUUGUUUGUUCUGUCUGCAUCAUACCAUUACAAUUACUGCUACUGCUACUAAUUACUUGUCGCUCUCUUGGUUUUCCCUCCGGUCGUUUUUUGUGUGCACCUUCUAUGAACCUAUCACAGGAAUUUUAUAUGCUGUAAUCGAAUACCUACC